UUUCUUAGCACAUGCAACACAUUUGAGGAGAAACAUAUUGAGGAGGAGAUAGACUACAGCUGUUUCUGGGGUCCUUUUGGCGUACAAGUCAUUUUCCUUAGCACCUGGAACACGUUUCAGGGAGAAAAUAAUUGAGAGAUGGAUAUUAUUAUAAGAGUCAGAGAAAGUCUUAGUGUGGUGUGUGGGAAUGUGGAUUUUUUUUGGGUCUGCUUCUGAUUGGCUGGAGUGGUGAGAGUUGGAUUAAUGGUCUUUUCUGAUCCAUCACCGGCCUUUUCAAUUUGCAAGGAUGCAGCAGGAAUCGCCGGGAACGUCUUUGCUUUUGGGCUGUUUUUGUCACCUAUACAUACAUUUAGGAGAGUGAUAAGAAACCGUUCAACUGAACAGUUCUCAUGCCUGCCAUAUAUAUAUGCGCUCUUGAACUGUUUGAUCUGUGUGUGGUAUGGCUCACCCUUCAUAUCUGUUGAUAAUGUACCGGUUAUGACGGUCAAUUCGAUCGGUGGAGUUUUUCAGUUGGCCUACAUUAUUCUAUUCAUCGUAUAUGCAGAGAAAACAAAAAAGUUGAGAAUGCUUGGAGUUCUUCUGGUUCUUUUUGGUGUAUUUGCAAUCAUAGUCUACGGGAGUCUGCAAAUAGCUGAUAGAGGCGUGAGGUGGAUCUUUGUUGGGUUAUUGAGUUGCGCUUCCCUCAUAUCAAUGUUUGCGUCUCCAUUGUUCAUAAUUAAUUUGGUGAUCCGCACUCAGAGUGUUGAAUUCAUGCCAUUUUAUCUUUCGCUUUCCACUUUCUUGAUGAGCACAUCGUUCUUGCUAUAUGGAAUUUUUAAUCUCGACGUCUUUAUAUAUGUGCCAAAUGGAAUAGGAACUAUUCUGGGGAUUGUGCAGUUGGCAUUGUACUUUCACUAUAAAAACAAAUCUAGAGAAGAUUGCAGAGAGCAAUUGAUAGUGCAUACGCUUAAGUAAUUAUAUUUGCAGAUAAAGGUAGAAAAAAAAAAGAGGUUGUGUUGUUUCAUUCAUAAUUUUCUUUUUUGAUGCUUUGAAACCAUUUCGGGACAAUACAUCUAGAGGGAAGAAGGGAAGAAGGGAAGAAGCAAAGAGCUAUCUCAUUCUAAAAGCGCCUUCUAUCUCUACCCUAAAAGUCAGAUCUCUGGCUUCGCCUAAGCUCCUCCAGCUUUCGGUGCCCGCUAGCGUGGACAGAGAUGAGUAGAUCAGUGGGAGGAGCCAGGGGCUCGGACAGCGGAGCCAACACCAAGGGAAGAGAUUCUGUUUGAGGUUUAUAGUGAAUGGAAUCCAAUUGCAUUUCUUUAUCUGCUGUGAAUACCUUCUAAUUCUCAUCUAUUUUACUUUCUUCAUACAGAGUAUGCUUUUGUUUCACACUUUCCUAGAACAUAAUCACUCUUUUAUAAUAUGAACGUAUGAGCUUAC
Tripterygium wilfordii is the source of this 1416-nucleotide messenger RNA. Its product is annotated as bidirectional sugar transporter SWEET2-like. The transcript is spliced from 6 exons. Gene Ontology annotation, molecular function: sugar transmembrane transporter activity. The coding region runs from base 244 to 954 and encodes 236 amino acids. Gene Ontology annotation, biological process: carbohydrate transport. Lineage: Eukaryota; Viridiplantae; Streptophyta; Magnoliopsida; Celastrales; Celastraceae. Gene Ontology annotation, cellular component: membrane. The record is from RefSeq and is a predicted model, not a curated record.